Molecule: messenger RNA, 587 nt
Organism: Paramecium sonneborni
Lineage: Eukaryota; Ciliophora; Oligohymenophorea; Peniculida; Parameciidae
Source: the annotation of a GenBank genome assembly
AUGUACAGAAAGUUUGCCUCAAAUAACAACUAAACAAUAGCAAAUGUAUUAGGAUUAAAGUUUUUACUAAGAGACUUUUCUGAGAUUACUUCAAAACAGUUCGAUAAAUUAAGUUAAGAAGAGGUCAAUUAACUUUUGAUCAUAUAACAACUAAAUAUGAAUUGGAAUUAGGUAUAUAGUAAAAAUUAAUGAUAGAAUAUCAGUAACAUAAGUAGAAAGUACUAGUUCUAGAAAUUUCAAGACUCAUUUAGUUUUAUGGGUUAAGUUUCAUAGAUAGCAGAUUAGAUGAAACGUAAUAAUUAAAAAAAUAAUUUAGAUUAUCCAAAAUGGUUUAAUAAGAAUGGAUUAGUUACUAUGGAAUUGAUGAGUCCUGAAGUUCAAGGAGUGACAUUUAAGGAUAUCAUUCUUGCUCAUUCAGCUGAACAAAUUGCUUAACUGAUUGAGAGUAGGCCUAAAAAUUCAAUUUUCGACAACUGUGAUAUUCAUGUGGAGAAUCUUAUAUCUUCAUGGAAUAACAAUUAUUAGAAAUUUCAAGGAUUAAACCAAGUCUUUGAGAGAUCUAUGAAUUUCAUUUGAUUAAAUAUAAU